Molecule: messenger RNA, 969 nt
Organism: Rotaria sp. Silwood1
Lineage: Eukaryota; Metazoa; Rotifera; Eurotatoria; Philodinida; Philodinidae
Source: the annotation of a GenBank genome assembly
GGUCAACAAAUCAUAUACAGAUAAUCUUAAGAAUACUUUUCUUUAUAUGUAAUACUGUUUUUUAAUCGCUUUAUAAAGAAACUACUAAAUUAUAAUUAUGUCCAGUUUUCAAGCUAUACUUUUGGCUUUUUAUAUGUUUAUAAAUAUUUAGGAUUACUUUUAUGAUCGCUUAAAUUAAUUAUGAAGCUUGAUUGAAACGAUCUUGUUAUAUCAAAAAUCGAUUUAACUAUAUAUUUUUAAUAAAUACUUUUGUUAAAAUAAAAGUUUAUUUGUGAAAAUUGACAGACAUACUUCUUAUCCAUGAUAAGACAAAUAAGAUAGUUGGCUUCUCACGAACUUUCAGAUAAAAUUGUUAUUUAGCUAAAUAAGUAUAAUUGCGAUACAAAAGAAUGUUUUACUUAAUAAUGUCAUCGAAAUAAGUCAGGUAAAAACCUAAACAUAUAAUUCAUAUAUAGUGCUUCGAAAAUAACCUAUUUAGUAAUACACGAAAUUAUUUAACAAAACAACGGGAGGUAGUAAAUAUGAAGAAAAAAUUGCUAUACGAAACUAAUAGAUUAAAAAACGAUGGCUCCAUUUUUUUUUAAUUAGAAGGGCAAAAUAAUUCAUUCAUAAAAGGAUCUAUUCAAAUUCAUUGUAGUGAUAUCUCUAUUUUGUAUUAAUCUCGUAUAAGUCAUCGUUUUAUUAUUAUUCGUGAUAGAGUUUCUCUUGACUAUGGCAUAACAGAGAGUGUUUGCAGCAGUACAGCCUUUUCUAUUAUAACUUUAUAACAGAAAAAAAGAUUGCAUUCAACUUAAAUAUUUAGGAUUCAAACUACGAAAUUUAGAAUACAGACGAUAUUGGUCAUCAGCAAGUCAGAUAUUUGAAUUUGUACGUGUAUGGUAUAUGUAUAAAACUCUUACUCUUACAUAUUUGACAAAAGCUCUUUAUUGUAUUCUUAUAACGACUGCACAAACUCAUCAAGUUGCAUAA